Messenger RNA from Rattus norvegicus (Norway rat), 3469 nucleotides. It is a transcript of the gene Ddah1, whose product is annotated as dimethylarginine dimethylaminohydrolase 1. The record is from RefSeq and is a predicted model, not a curated record. Lineage: Eukaryota; Metazoa; Chordata; Mammalia; Rodentia; Muridae. Gene Ontology annotation, molecular function: nitric-oxide synthase inhibitor activity; dimethylargininase activity. Gene Ontology annotation, biological process: negative regulation of cell population proliferation; regulation of systemic arterial blood pressure; positive regulation of nitric oxide biosynthetic process.
UAUCGCCGUCUUCUUUCUUGAAACUCAACAAUGAUGUCCUUUCUCUCCCUCCUGUUAAAAGCUGGGCCGCCCCCUGGUGAAAUAUUGUUAUCUAAAACCACUGCUGUAGGGAGAGUGGACAUAAACGAAGGAAAGGGACAAAGGGAAGGCAGAAGAAGAGAGGAGAGGGACCCGCUAAAAGAAACCCUGACAGUGUCUACUCAGAAACGUGGUUGACAUGAUGAAAGAGGCUUUGGAAAAACUUCAGCUCAACAUAGUAGAGAUGAAAGAUGAAAAUGCAACCUUAGAUGGUGGGGACGUCCUAUUCACAGGCAGAGAGUUUUUUGUGGGCCUUUCCAAAAGGACAAAUCAACGAGGUGCUGAGAUCUUGGCUGAUACUUUCAAGGACUACGCAGUUUCCACAGUCCCCGUGGCCGAUUCUUUGCAUUUAAAGAGUUUCUGCAGCAUGGCUGGCCCCAACCUGAUCGCAAUAGGGUCCAGUGAAUCUGCGCAGAAGGCCCUCAAGAUCAUGCAACAGAUGAGUGACCACCGUUAUGACAAGCUCACUGUACCGGACGACAUGGCCGCCAACUGUAUAUAUUUAAAUAUCCCCAGCAAAGGGCAUGUCUUGCUGCACCGAACCCCAGAAGAGUACCCAGAAAGCGCAAAGGUUUAUGAGAAGCUCAAGGACCAUCUACUGAUCCCUGUGAGCAAUUCUGAGAUGGAAAAGGUGGACGGCUUGCUCACCUGCUGCUCCGUUUUUAUUAACAAGAAGACAGACUCUUGAGCGGAAGAGUCCCUCCCGAGCGGCCGGCGAGUGGCCUAGGCCAGGCUGAUGAUGGCUCUGUACCCAUUCCUCCUGUUUCCUUUGACAAUCUACUGUGCCACUAACUCUUGUUUACAAAGAAUUCCAAUCUUAAUCGCCUCAUUUCCCCACACCCCCCUCUUCCUCACGGGGCCCCCUAACCUGUGCACACAUUUGCUCAAUGAACUAAGCAACCUAGGAAAUACAGAACUAACGAAUCAUUGGAAUGUGAUUGAUAGCGUGGAGGCACUCACUCCAGCCUCUGUGUCCUUAGUGUGGGAAUAGUUUAGAUGCAGGGCAUCCUGAAGGACUGACCUCCUGGGCAGACAGAUAAACAAGCAAGGGACUUUCUUUGCUUCAUGAGUUGCGUUUGGUUCCUGUGAGAGUCCUGAGAACGUGGAUUUUUUCCCAUUCCCCUCUCUUCUCACCUCUAAAACACUUUCUUCCAGGUCUUCCUUUGGCCUUCCUCACUUCUUUCGUAAUCACCUUGAACCUGGAUUUAUCCAAGGUCUCGAACUCUGGAUACCCUCCUAACGUCCACCCUGUCUACGUGCAGUCCUCUCCUCCUCACAGCCACAACUUCUGCCACCACCAGCAAAUCAGAGUGGCUGGUUGGAGACGAGGGACCUCACAGAGGCACAUCCUGACAGGGUUUCCCAUUAGCACACCUAGGAAGGUAAAUUCAGGUGGUUGAUACAGGAUGUUAGAUACAGAAGCCUAGAAACACCCCCAUGGGUACAUCUCAGAGAGACUGAGUCACUGCCAUGAUUUUGCCUCAUGACUGGUCCUAUAGGAGCGUGGAGGAAAGUCUUUCUCCACCCCACCACCUCCCCCUUUUUCAGCUUCCUUCUGACUCAACCUUGUAUCUACCCCCUUAGAAUCACCAUGAUUUUGAAAAGUCAUUUCCUUCAAAAAAAGGCAGAACAUCUAAUGAUUGUUGACGGUCUGGUAAGAGCUAGAGGGAACUGCCUCCACCCAAGGCCUAGGAGCACAAUCAGGAAAUGGUUCCUAAAGUCAACUUCAAACAAUGUGUGAGUCUCCUUUGAAAUAUCCAUGACUGUUUACUGUGGAAUUCAACCGAAACUUCAAAUUACACAACUUUCAGCAGACGCAGGUCUCUCACAGGGAACAAUACCACAGCAAAGGAAUUCCUUUCUUGAAAGCUGAAACAGGCCAAGGACAUGGUACCUUACAAGGCACGGUGACCCAGCCAGGCAUCUCAUCAAACUUCUGGUCACUUCUACCUUGGCUGUAUAGCCUGCAGUCUGUCAUUCGAUAUUUAAAGUUGGGGAGACAAAGGCUAUGUCAGCUCUAGCUCUCCUUACCUCUCUUUGUGAUCAGUGUUUCUUCUAGUGAAGGCAAGAGAGACUGGGCCUCAUCUCGUCCCCCUCAGUGGCCGGAAGUGAGAAAAUCAAGACUUCCUUUACCGCCCUUCUCUUAGUUGGCAACCUCUCUGAAGAGGUCUCCAUCUCUCCCUUGCUGUCUAACUCUAGACUCAUAUCGCAUGCCAAUAUCUAACUGUACACCCUGUGAAUGAACCAUAUCCUGGUCACUGUCACAUUUCACAGCGUAUCACAGGUGAACAGUUAUGCCUUCUCCAGGGCAAGGGAAUAUGAGACAGUUGCCUAAAUUCAUAAAGAAAAAUUGUUCUCAGCCAUUAUGGUUGCCUUGAGGGGUUAAAGUUGACCCCACCUACACUAGCAAAAAAAAAAAAUUCUUAAUUGUGGGAAGUGACCAUCUCAAAAUCAACCACAGGAAAAACAGCCCACUCUACACAUACCAGCAUAUAAUUGUCACUGACGCCUCUUCUAUCAUCCCGGUUCCAGAACUGUCCUCAAUGAUAUUUAGUCAAUUACAAGGGAUUAGGUUUCUUUCAUGGUGACAGUUUCUUCUACCAAAGGUGGCUUUCCAUUCCCCUUUCCUUUUGCAUCCCUCUUUCCUUGUUUGUCCUGAGAAAUUGACGAGAGUCCCUGCCUCCUCCCCAUCUUAUUCUGCUCUUGGACUCCCUGUGUGAUACAGUGAUGUGAAAACUCAAAAUACAUGCAGCACGGCUCCUGUGAGGUCCUCAUCAGCGUGAUGAAAGGGAAAGAUGUCUUUACCCAAGUUCCCUUUGUGUCUCACGGAGACGGGAAGACUAACAAGAAGGCUUCUUAACAUCGUAAAGACAUGAGUUCCGUUGAACUAAGUAUAUAGGUUGGGUUAGAAUGAACGGGUCCAUGUGGGUUGGUCUAGUGAAGAGAUGAGCUAGAUGCAAUGUGUCAUUUAGCGUUAUGUCUUUAACCGGUGGGCUGCUGUAAGAAUCGGUGGCAGUUCUCUCUCUGCCGUGUGUUAAUUGCUCUGGAACGCUACUAGGACCCGAAUACUAAGGCCACAUCUCUACGUCUCUAAGAAGGGGAAAUAAGAUAGGCUUUAGUCUCACAGUGUGGCCUAGGUGGGGUUGCAUGUUACUCCCUAACACGCUACAGAAUUCAGACAUAGUUUCUGUGUGGUGGUAGGUCUGUGCUUUUUUUAUCGUCUUGCCUGCCAUCUUCCAGCCAGUGUAUGGUUUAUCCAGUCUGUGUGCCAAAGCCAGCCAUGUCUCCCACGACCCGUUAGUCCAGAGGAGUUCUGCCCCAACACUAGUUUCCAGCUGCCCACUCCUAAUGUACACCAAUCAAGACAGAAUAAAAUUUGAGUUGUUCGGUG